AUGCUACGUUUUCUCUUUUUACCAAUUUUCUUUGUCAUAACCGUUUCAAGUUCCACAUCUGACAUAAAAGCUAUAUACUGGCUUCAACAACCACUUUUCCCUCCUUCGGCCAUAAACACAUCACUCUUCACUCACGUCUACUACGCUUUCCUUGCACCCAACAACGCCACCUAUGAACUCCACGUCUCAAACUCCACCGCGGCAAACCUCGCCACGUUCACCGCCACGCUCCGCCCUUCCGUCGCAACUCUCAUUUCCAUCGGCGGCGCCAACUCCGAUGCUGCGCUCUUCGCCGUCAUCGCCUUUAACGCCACCGCGCGCGCCGCCUUCAUCAACUCCACCAUCGCCGUCGCACGCGCCUUCGGCUUCCACGGCGUUGACCUGGAUUGGGAGUUCCCUCGCACCGCGAACGAAAUGAACGGCCUCGGCCAGCUCUUCAAGGAGUGGCGAGCCGCCAUCUUCGCCGAGGCCGCGUCCACCUCCCGGGAACCGCUUCUCCUCACCGCCGCCGUGUACUUCUCCUUCGAUUACUUUCUAUCUGAAACGACGUCGUUGCGGUACCCGGUUUGUUCCAUUAACGAUAAUUUAGAUUGGGUCAAUGUUAUGAGUUACGAUCUUCAUGGGCCGUGGAGUAACCGUACCGGGCCUCCUGCUGGGCUUUUUGACCCGAAAAGUAAUGCCAGUGUGAGCUACGGGUUACAGUCGUGGAUCCGGGGCGGGGUUAUUCCGAAGAAGAUUGUGAUGGGUUUACCGCUUUAUGGGAGGACGUGGCAGUUACUUGACCCGAGUGUGAAUGGAAUCGGGGCUCCGACUUUUGGUGCGGGUCCCGGGUUGGAUGGUUCGAUGGCGCUGUUUCAGGUGUUGGAGUUCAAUAACGAAACGGGUGCGAAUGUUGUGCAUGACAAGAAAACGGCGUCGGUUUAUUCUUACAGUGGGGGUUAUUGGGUCGGGUACGAUGACCCGGUAACGGUGGCGGUUAAGGUUGCGUUUGCUCAAUCUCUAUAUCUUCGUGGGUAUUUCUUUUGGGCUGCUGGCCUCGAUACUAGCGAUUGGAAAAUCUCAACACAAGCUCAAAGUUCAUGGAUGCUUUGCAUAAACGAGAGCGGAGGAGUGAACUGA
This is a messenger RNA of Sphenostylis stenocarpa, 1119 nucleotides long. NCBI's taxonomy places the organism in Eukaryota, Viridiplantae, Streptophyta, Magnoliopsida, Fabales, Fabaceae. The record is from the annotation of a GenBank genome assembly.